AGGCUGCGCCAGGAGGAGAACGCGAAUUUUCCACUGGUCAGUUGUGCGCUUUGGGACCCCUGGUGUGUGUGUGUGUGUUUUCCCCCAACUGCGGGUGGUUUACGUUACGCAUAACCUCGCGCGUGAAGCGUACUUGGGAAAAAAUCAAAGCAGAUGAAAUAGGGCAUCUUGUACAGCGCUCAUCUGAAAUGUAGUUUUCACUUCCGCCUGAUGUCCUCGCGCAGCGGACGGAGCUGAAGUUGAGGAAUUAAAAUAUCGCCAAGGUCACGCAGGAAGCAGGUGGAGUCAUGCAGCUGCCUCAGGGCUCAGAAACCAUGGAGGGACUGUACUUUGAAGUGAAGCCAAGAAGAAAUGAAGCCCAGAGGCCACAGGGCUUUGAUAAACCAAGUCGCCUUCUAACCUCUAACCACCGCUCGUGUCCAUCACUGUCCCAUCUCACCUCUUCCACUCAAAGCUCCCAUACAUGGAGGGGACAGGUGGAUGAGGAGGCAGAGGAGGAGAUAAAAUACAAACUAACAAUGAUUGGUUCUCGGAGAGUCCACCAUCUAACCACCAUGGCCAUGUUGCCCUGGGUGGUGGCUGAAAUCUGCAGGUCUGCAGGGAAGGAUUCAGGUGCAGGGCUGCGUUGUGGUGGGGCUGGAGGUGGUCAGCUGGAUUCUACUGCAUGCAAUAAGACGAUUUUAUUAUGCGUGUCGGCUUCCUGGGUACGGUGUGUGUCUGCUCUAGGAGAGCAACGUCUUUGGGACCCUCUGACACAUACUUUGUUGUUUGAAUGUCGUCCCCACCAAGUGACCAAGCUAAUUCACAACAGCCAGGAGCCCAGUAUCUUUGCCUGUCUGGUGAGAGACACACCAAAGUGUGCCUGCUAUAUCUUCCAGUGCCAGGACAGUACCAAGGUCCCUGAGAUCAUCAGUACGUUAAGGCAGGCCGGCAAAAGCUCAGCACGCAACAAUGACAUCACCGCUGUUUCCAACGAGACUUCCACGGGUUCUGGAGGCAGCAGUGACUCUGAAACAUGUUUUUCCUCUCUCUCCACUACAACAAACUCCGCAGCUCCCACUUCUGUUGUGUCUCCAACAACCUUUGCCAAAAAGUUUGAGGUACUGUUUUGCGGCCGAGUGAGUGUUGCUCACAAGAAAGCCCCACCUGCGCUGAUAGAUGAGUGCAUCGAGAAGUUUAGCCAGCUGCAUGGCUCGGGGACAACUGAUAAAGGUGGAAGUGUUGGUGGAUUGGUGGUUGGGCUAAAGAGGGCAUUUUCCUUUCAGUCCAAUGGACUGGGAAGUGGUUCUGUCGGUAAUGGUGGAACUGGGAGCGCCACCCCAGGGGCACGCCCUGUUCUGUUCAAGCGAGACCCCAGCUUCCCCAGUCUGCAUGCCCUUGAUGAAAAUGGUCUUUCACCAGAGAUAUCCAAUACCAACACUUCAGAUCCACUCACCAGCUCCACUAAAGUGCAGCCCACCAGCCUACAGGAGAACAGGACCAUGCUGUUUACGGUGGGCAAGUCUCAGAUCUUCUUGGUUAGUCCAGACACUAAGAAAGUUGCCAUUGAGAAGAGUUUCAGAGAAAUCUCCUUCUGCUCACAGGGCAUUCGUCAUGUUGAUCACUUCGGCUUCAUUUGCAGAGAAACAGUUGAAGGGGGAAACUGCCACUUUGUGUGCUAUGUCUUCCAGUGCACGGAUGAAUCUCUGGUGGAUGAGAUCAUGCUAACGUUGAAGCAAGCCUUCUCUGUGGCAGCCUUGCAGCAGAAUGCAAAGACCCAGAGCCAGCAAUGUGACGGCUGCCCCAUGCAGCAGCUCCACAGGCUGUGUGAGAGAAUAGAAGGUCUGCAUCCAUCUAAAACAAAGUUGGAGCUUCAGAAACACUUGGCCACUUUGGACAAUCAAGAGCAGGCAUCAGUCUUUGAAAACACUAUGCGGGCUCGUCCCAAAACCGAUCAGGAGGAAAAUGAGUUGGUGAUGGCCUGUCUGCGGAAUCUUUAUGAGGAGAAACAGAAAAACCACCAGCACACACUUCCUGGAGAAAACAAACAGGUGUGUGAGGACGCAGUUCCAGUAGCCCAGGAGGUACAACUGCAGAGUAGCAGUCGGCAGCGUCUUGAGCAGUUCAAGAGCCGUGCAAAGCGUUCUCUCACAGAGUCCUUGGAAGGUAUCUGGAAGGGAAGCAAUAAGACCAAACCUCAGCGGGACAACAGCGAAGGAAGCGAGAGCAUCUCUUCUGUUAGUACUGUCAACAGCAGCCAGGAUCAGCCCUAUUUUGAUGACCCCUUGCCUGCCUCCUCUCCUCUACGACCCACCAGCCCUCUCAGAUGUCACAACUCGACAGGAGACCUGAAGCGCCUUGAUGCUUCCCUUCUUUUGUCACCCUCCUCCUCGUCUUUGUCCUGCGAUACUGAGCCGCAGGGUUUCCGCCGACGAGCCAGCACCUUCAGUCAUUCCCCCACCUCCUCCUCAGUACUUGAGUACUCCCCACCACACAAAGUAACUCAAACACCACAGGAACCUGGUGCAGCUACCAAGCCCAAGCUUGUACGACACUACUCUGUCAGCACAGACUCCCCUCACCAAAGCAAUGAUGUAGCAGCUCUCUCUACAAGAGCUGCAUAUGUGAUCGGGGAAAGCCCACUGCGCAGCCACCGGCACUCUUGGAGACAGCAGAUCUUCCUACGGGUAGCUACACCUCAGAAAGGCACCGACACCAGCGAGCGGGUGGAUCCAUGUCUAGAGGGGAGUCGAAUAUGUGUCGUCCAGGUGGCCAGUGGUGCAAGCGGGGACUCAUCCAUGAUGGCAGUGCCAGAGGAGGGGACAAAGAGGAGCAAAGAGGAGCUGAGGGAGCUGUGGAGGAAGGCCAUCCUGCAGCAGAUCCUGCUGCAGAGGAUGGAAAGGGAGAACCAAAAACUACAAGCCUCAGAGAGCGAUCUGCAGAACAAACGUCUGAAGUUGGACUAUGAGGAAAUCACUCCAUGUCUGAAGGAUGUCACUCUAGUCUGGGAGAAAAUGCUGGGAACUCCUGGAAGAACAAAGGUCAAGUUUGACACAGAGACUGUACAUGCUGCAGUUGCACAAGGUGUCCCACGGCAGCACCGAGGAGAGAUAUGGAAGUUCCUGUCUGAGCAGUAUCUGCUCAGACAAACAGUCCCUUCCCGACCUCCCUCCAACCAUACUCCAUAUAAGGAGCUGCUGAAACAGCUCACCUCGCAGCAACAUGCCAUCCUCAUAGACCUAGGUCGCACUUUUCCCACUCAUCCAUAUUUCCAAGCCCAGCUUGGGGCAGGACAGCUGUCUCUAUAUAAUAUACUGAAAGCUUACUCAUUGCUUGACCCUGAGGUUGGCUACUGCCAGGGCUUGUCCUUCAUUGCUGGUGUGCUGCUUUUACACAUGGGGGAAGAAGACGCUUUCAACAUGCUCAAAUUUCUCAUGUAUGACAUUGGGCUUCGUAAACAGUACAGACCCGAUAUGAUUAUCCUACAGAUUCAGAUGUACCAGCUGUCGCGGCUGCUUCAUGACUACCACAGGGAUCUGCACAGCCACCUGGAGCAGCAAGAGAUCGGACCCAGCUUGUACGCCACCCCCUGGUUUCUCACUUUAUUCGCCUCCCACUUUCCUCUCGGCUUUGUGGCCCGUGUCUUCGAUAUGCUGUUUCUCCAGGGCUCAGAGGUCAUCUUCAAGGUAGCAUUGAGCCUGUUAGGAAGCCACAAGCCUUUAAUCCUUCAGCAUGACAACCUGGAGUCAAUAGUGGACUUCAUCAAGACCACGCUGCCCAACCUGGGCCUGGUGCAGAUGGAGAAAACUAUCAACCAGGUUUGUGAGAUGGACGUAUCGAAGCAGCUCCAGGCCUAUGAGGUAGAGUACCAUGUGCUGCAGGAUGAACUGCUGGACACACCGCCAACCCUCAACCAGCAACAGCGAGCAGCACAGCUGGAGAGAACCAACCAGAGCCUGAGACAGCAGAACUUAGACCUGCUGGAAGAGCUGCAGGUGUCCCACGCACGAGUCUGCAGCCUGGAGAGUCGACUGGAGGCUUUGGCCCAGUCGGAGGGCCAGCUAAAGGAGCAGGUUUCUUCACUUGAGGAGGAGAAGAACCAGCUGGUGAACACCGUCACACACCUCCAGGCCUUCCUCACCAGCCUGGGCAUACAGCUCAACCUUGAUGGACACACACUCCCCUCUUCCUCUGAAAUACAGACAACCACAGCAGCAUUGGACAGGACAGCAGACUCUGCCCCCCGACCCAGCUCUGCUUCCAAAAGAUUCAUAACUGCAUCUGUUACCUGUCAGAGCAGCAAAGUUAUCUGACGGAAGAAUCAGUUGUGAUCAACCCAACAAAAGAAGGUUGCUAAGAUGAUUCCCGACAUUGACCACUUCCAGAAUAUUGUAAUUUAAGAGGGAAAAAUAAAACGGAAGAGAGGAAAUAAAGCAAAAAAAAAAAAAAGAAUGAGGUGAAAGGAAAUUACAGGAUAGGAUGUCUUCCCGCACUGUACGAAGUAUAAACAUGAUAUAGCUGCAAUCCCCACAGUUAGCACUGUUCCACUGGGCCUUUAAAAAACAAGUUACAUUUGCACCUGUACUUGUAUUUUUGUAUCGUAGAACGCUUGUGUAUUUUACCUUUUCUUCUCUGAGUCAGAUGCAACAAGGCUAAUGUGGCCAAAGAAUGUCAUUGUGCUUAAGCUCAAAGAACAAAAACUCCACUGCACAGUAUUCUGAGACAUAGUAAUAAUUGUUGUUACAUAAAGCAAAUCAAAAAAAAAAAAUCAGCUGUGUGAGAAGAGAUGGCUGGAGAAAUACACGAUUUUCUUUUUAAAUAAUCUCUUCUAAAGGUUGAAUUAGUUAAGUGAUGUAGGUCUUGGAUGGUGAUGCAUAUAUUGGGGGGUGGGGUUAUUUUUGAUUCUUUCCCUGCAAUUCUAGUUUUGUUUUCUGACCCUGUGCAUUUUAACUUCAUUUAGCUACAGCCGCUUACAGGAAGAGUACCACAAUAAAUCCAGUCCAUUUCACAUCCUGUUAUUUCACCUUUGAACACACGUCGGUUCAUUUGUGUCGAUGGGAAAAAGUGUAACAGUCGCGCUGCCUUUCCAGUGAGGGGGAGAACAGACUUUAAAUUAUUGCAAAAGACGCUCAGGUGUGAAACCUUUUGUGUUGAGACAAUCAGUCACCUGUAAAUCAUUUACUGUAUUCAGCACACUGAUUCCUUCAACCCGAGCUGCAGCUUGGUGUGUUCGUAUGUGGACGUCAGAAUGUUUGUGUGUGUGUUCUGGUGCACUUCACUGUCUGCAAUAAACCUGUAGGUUUACACUGUAAAGAUAUUUUGCUUUUACCAAACACUUGUUGCACAUGCUUUCUGUUUUAUUGAUUUAUUUUUGUUAUUCUGUACUUAAAAUACAAUUCCUAUUCUUUCAGCA
Molecule: messenger RNA, 5392 nt
Organism: Melanotaenia boesemani (Boeseman's rainbowfish)
Lineage: Eukaryota; Metazoa; Chordata; Actinopteri; Atheriniformes; Melanotaeniidae
Gene: tbc1d1
Product: TBC1 (tre-2/USP6, BUB2, cdc16) domain family, member 1
Exons: 21
Coding region: 288-4292 (1334 amino acids)
Source: RefSeq, a predicted model, not a curated record